This is a messenger RNA of Xenopus laevis (African clawed frog), 3204 nucleotides long. RefSeq names its product FHF complex subunit HOOK interacting protein 2B L homeolog (gene fhip2b.L). The transcript is spliced from 17 exons. The record is from RefSeq and is a predicted model, not a curated record. Bases 278 to 2377 code for a protein of 699 amino acids. Lineage: Eukaryota; Metazoa; Chordata; Amphibia; Anura; Pipidae.
CAGUUGCUGGAGCUGCGCUAAGAAUCCAGUUUGUGUACUUUUCCUGCCCCAGGGAGUCGUGUGCAAUGGGUGGAGCGGCAGAGGGCGGGACGGGGAGAGCACCCAGGAAACUCCGGGGAUUCAGACAGGCCUGACUGGGAUUGACGUGAUCCGAGUAACCGAAACACGGGAAAUGCAAAUGGCCGCGACUCUUGUAUAGGCCUAACCGAAACCCAUGAAGCCCGAUUAAAGUACUCGAGCUGUGCAGCCUGGAGAAGCCCAGUACCCGCCCGCCGGCAUGUGGAGUCGGCUCGGAGCUUUCCUGCAGCAGGCUGUGGAGACGCGUGAGACAACGCAGGACCUGCUGCCGUCCUUUAUCCAGCACUGGAAAGGAGUCACUCAGUACUACCUAGAAACCUCAGAUGAGUCUUGUCCUGCCCGUGAAACAGACAUCCCAUGGAGACUCCGUCAGCUGACUGACAUCCUAGUGUUUGAGGAGAGCAAUAAUGGGGCUGAAGAAGCUAGAGGGGAUGGAGGAGACGCAGGCACUGGAAGCCAUGCUGGGCCAUGUAUGGAGUAUUUACUGCAGCACAAGAUACUGGAGACAUUAUGCACACUAGCAAAGGCGGAGUAUCCCCCAGGGAUGAGGCAGCAGGUCCUGCUUUUCUACAGCCGUCUUCUGACCAAGGUACAGCGCCCCCUGCUGCACUACUUGAGCGUCCAUCGCCCUGUACAAAAGCUGAUCGCAUUGGCCGAAGAUCCUGUUGGAGCCACAGCUCAGAAGGAGGAGCUACAGUUUCUAACAGCUGUAUGCACCAAACUAGAGGAGGACCCCUCAUUGCUUGUCCAUGUCCUUGAGGAGGAGAGUGUAAGGAAAGUGCAAUGUUCAGGAGGUGAAGGUGAUGGAGAAACCAAAUCCACAAGUCACAAACCCAGGCAUAACUUAUUCAAAGCCCUGCUGAGGCUGUGUACCUGCCAGAAGAGCCGUCUGUCUGUACGUGCAAGGGAGGCCCUUCUCAGAGUGCUUCACAGUGCCCAACAGGAGGGACCAGUUCACCUUAUUGUGCAAAGUAAGCUGAGCCAGUAUGUGACUGAGCAUCUGUGUGAGCUUCACCGCUGCAUCCCACUGAGCAUUCACCCCUGUGAUAUCACAGCACUGCAAGAGACAGACUGGAGGAAAAACAUCGACAACCAGGAAUCAGAUGGCAUGGAGAACUCUGAAGCAGCUCUAAGAAGGUUUCUCUGUUGGGUGGAAUAUUGUGAUAGUCUAGUGCAGGAAUCCCAUGAGAUAGUUGCCAUGGAUAUAACAAAGUCGAUAAAGGAUGGCUAUUUGCAGGGGAUUCUACAACCUGAACUGCUAGAAGUCUCAGAACUGAGUAUCCUUCGUAGCACAGCUAUCCUCACAGCCGUUCUGCAGCGAUUUACCGCCACCCCUCUGCUGCGUCAGUUCCUCACAUUUCUUCUUAGUGAUGAGCAGGGCCCAGAGAAGAGAAGUGAUAGAGGCUCACAGCUUCGGGCCCAACUUAUCCAGAGGUGCAACCAUCUGUCUGAUGAGAUAAGCUUGGCUUCCCUUCGACUCUUUGAGGAGAUUCUGCAGAUGCCAGAGGAGAUUGUUUUGUAUAGUCUGGUGACUCGCAACCUCGAAACUCGCAGUUACCUGGCUGGGGGGCUAGAUGAGAGCCGGGGACAGGAGAGUGAAACCUGGGAUGGUGCAGAGGAACUCGAGGAAGAUCCCUAUUUCACCGAUGGGUUCCCAGAUACUGGGAUUCGGCUGCCAAGAAGUGACAGAGAACACAGAACAGAGAUUGUUGGGACAGAGCAGUGGGUGAAAAGUUUCUUGUCCCUUGUCCCUGAAGAGAUCAAGUCUUCAGAUACCGGUUAUGACGGUUACCUCCAGGAUGCUAUAGUACAGUACAGAGCCUGCUGUCAGCAGGUGGCACAGUGGGGAUGGCCGGUUUCUUCAAAACCACUCGGGACUGGUCAUUGCCAGCAGGAAUUCUACGAAGGCCACUUCAUGGAGGUCCUCUUUGACCGGCUGGGGGGAAUCCUAGACCAGCCAUAUGAUGUGAACCUUCAAGUCACCUCCCUUCUCUCUCGUCUUGCCCUUUUCCCUCAUCCGCACCUGCAGGAGUAUCUGCUGAAUCCGUUCAUCACCUUGGCCCCUGCAGCCCGUUCUCUCUUCUCUGUUCUUGUCAGGGUAGUAGCAGACCUUGCCCAACGCUCUCUGAGAGUUCCAGACUUACAGGAGACGCUCUUACUUGUGAGGCGCCAGUUGCAGGCAAACUCUGCCAAUGAACAGUUGAAUCAUGUGACCCUCUGUCAAGGCGCCGUGGUUCUAGAAGAGUUCUGCAAGGAACUGGCAGCGGCAGCUUGUGUGACUCACAACUCCGUGGGUUAAGCACUCUUUGUGCUCCGUAUCCAUAAACAAUUCCCACUUAACUCAGCGGAAACAACAUGGAGACCUGGCCAGAGUGAAAGUGCAAUAGAAAGAACACUUGCCCUUUACUGGGAGAUGUGCUCCUGCUUUUAUACAUGUAAAGACUUAUUGUUUUUAUUUCUUGUGCCUUAUUGGAGAAUCGUCACCUUUUUAAUCCCCCUGCUGCUAUAUGUCUCAAACACACCACCCUCCUGUUACCCUUUACCCCAUGUUUUUAUUUUAACCUUGGGUUCCGUGAUGAUGCUGGACUGUACUUCAAUCUAUCAAGGGACUCGGGCUCUAUCCAAAGACUUGCUGAGGCACAUUUAUCAAUUUUGAAUUCAUGUGAGUUUUUUUAAACUCCCAUUAAUUCGACUAGUCGAAAUUUAUAAAUCAAAUCGAAUUAUUAAAACUCGGACGAAUACGAACGACCCGGAAACUCGAAUCGAAUUUGAAAGGCUGCAAAUUGAUCCCUGGAUCUCUCCCAUUGACGUAGACAGCAAUUCGGCAGGUCUUAGGUGGCGAAUAGUUUAAUUCAAAUUCUUAAAGGGCCAGAGUACGAUAAACCUAAAAAUCGAAUUUGAAUCUUUAAAAAAACUUGAAUUGAGUUUAGGUAACUCCCUAGUUGAAUUUGACAGUUUUGAAGAUAAAAAUAAUAGAAUUUUCAAUUUGACCCUUAAAGGAUAAGUAACCCUUUAAAAUAAGUGCAUGUAAAAUUGAUGAGGGGGCUAUUCUAAGCCCUUGUAAAUAUACAGUCAUGUUUGAUUUUGUUUCAAUUUCAAGAUAUUAAAGGAUACAUGUCCUGUUAA